CCGGUAUUCAUAGUCCAUUCUUAUAUUUAGGAUUAUCUCAAGCACGUUCUUAAGAUGCCAUCUAGAUUCAUAGUCAUAAACUAAGAUUUCCUUAAGCAUUGUCUUAAGCUUUACCUUCAUGAAGAUAAUCUUAUUCUAUUAUGAUUCAUAGUAACUUCUUAAGUCUAUCUUAAAACUAGUUAGAUUCAUAAUCAAAUAAGGCGGUCUUAUUUGAAUGGAAUAAGACUAUAUUUAAUAGAAAGUAAGGUUAGAUUUUCAAGUCAACGUCGUACAUGACUUAAGAUAAUCUUAUUUUUGUAAGUAGAUUAUUAAAUAUAAUAAAUGGAGUUAAUAGGACAAAUUAGUGAUAUUGAAGAUAUCGAAGAUGAUUUUGAAAAUGUGGAACGUGUACGAAUACGAAAACGAUACAUUCGCGAUGGACAAAACCCUUUUGAAUUCUACAAUAAUUUACAAUUUAAAAAACGCUAUAGAUUUGAUAAAGAUUCCAUUCUAUAUGGUAUAUUACCAAAAAUUGAAGAAGGAUUAGCAAAAAUUAAUAAUCGUGGUCUGCCGAUUUCACCAGUAAUACAAUUGUUAAUAUGUUUAAGAUAUUAUGCAACUGCAAGUUUUCAGCUUCUUCUCGGUGAUAUAAUGACCGUUUCGCAAUCAACUACAUCAAGAAUCGUUUUUCGUAUAAGCUUAUUAAUUGCCAGCUUGCUUAAGGAGUAUAUAAAAAUGCCACAGGAUCAAGAAAUGCGAAAUGAAAAUCGACGAUUAUUUAAUAAUCUUGGAAAAGGGAAUGGAGCUAUUGGUCUCCCUGGCGUGGAUGGUGCUAUUGAUUGUACCCAUGUAAGAUUAGUGGAUACAAGAUUUCAAAAUAUAAGUGAAAUCUAUAGAAAUAGAAAGGGAUAUUUUUCACUUAAUGUGCAAACUGUUGUUGGGCCCAGGAUGGAAUUUUUGGACAUUGUACCAGAGUGGCCUGGUAGCGCACAUGAUAGCCGAAUAUUUCAAAAUUCUUUAUUAUGUAUACGAUACAUCGAAAAUCAGUUAGAUGGUGGUAUACUUGUUGGUGACAGAGGAUAUCCAUGUUUACCAUUUUUAAUGACACCAAUACCAAAUCCUAGAACCGAUGAAGAAAUGAGUUACAACGAUAUACAAUGUAGGACAAGACUAAUAGUAGAAAGAACUUACGGCGUAUGGAAAAGACGAUUUCCUUGCCUAUCACGAGGACUAACAACAAAACUUAUUACGUCUACAACGAUUGUUGUAGCAUGUGCUGUAUUACACAAUAUGUCGUUAAUUUUUAAUGAUGUGUUACCGGACGAUGAUGAACUCUAUGAUUAUGAAGAAGUACCUGUACAUGAACCUAAUAAUAAUGCAAUAGAUGGAUUUGCUGCUCGCGAAGCAAUGAUUGCUCGUAUGUUUAACUGAUGUUAUGUAUUAUAUAUCUACAUAUUAAUAAAAUGGUUACAUAAACUAAAUAUAAAAUUCGACAGUUUUAUGA
This is a messenger RNA of Monomorium pharaonis (pharaoh ant), 1483 nucleotides long. RefSeq names its product putative nuclease HARBI1. The transcript has 4 exons. Bases 322 to 1410 code for a protein of 362 amino acids. NCBI's taxonomy places the organism in Eukaryota, Metazoa, Arthropoda, Insecta, Hymenoptera, Formicidae. The record is from RefSeq and is a predicted model, not a curated record.